This is a messenger RNA of Alosa sapidissima (American shad), 2420 nucleotides long. It is a transcript of the gene brf1a, whose product is annotated as BRF1 RNA polymerase III transcription initiation factor subunit a. Gene Ontology annotation, cellular component: transcription factor TFIIIB complex; transcription preinitiation complex; nucleus. The record is from RefSeq and is a predicted model, not a curated record. The coding region runs from base 331 to 2397 and encodes 688 amino acids. Gene Ontology annotation, molecular function: RNA polymerase III general transcription initiation factor activity; TBP-class protein binding; RNA polymerase III type 3 promoter sequence-specific DNA binding. Gene Ontology annotation, biological process: transcription preinitiation complex assembly; DNA-templated transcription initiation; transcription by RNA polymerase III. The transcript has 19 exons. Lineage: Eukaryota; Metazoa; Chordata; Actinopteri; Clupeiformes; Clupeidae.
CAAACGUAUGUCAGAUGUUAAAUAGACCAGUGAUGACAUAAAUUCGCCUCCGAACUGCAGUCUGCAAGCGGCUGCUUAGAUUCGACUUGUAGCCGUAGGGUUGCGCUGUGGGUCGACUGACUGCCUUGAGACCCCGCGUGCCACGUAGUAGCCUUCUUCUCGCGCAGGGCCGUUUACGUUUUUAGCCACGGAUACCGCUCAACCUAUGCAAGACAUGAUGCUUCAAACAUCCUGGUUGGGUUAAGCUCGCACACGAACGUGAUGCAUUGACUGUGGAGUCAAAUGUAGCGUGCUUUCCUGUGAGCAGGCGGUGGAGCAGCAGUGGUCAUCAUGAGUCCGCGUGUGUGUGCGUCGUGCGGGGGCACAGACAUCGAUGUGGACCAGGCGCGGGGCAACGCUGUGUGCAUGGGCUGCGGCUCCGUGCUGGAGGACAACAUCAUCGUCUCCGAGGUGACCUUCGUGGAGAGCGGAGGAGGCGGAGUCUCAGCAGUCGGACAGUUUGUCGCCUCUGAUGGUUCUGGUCCGACUCCUUCCCUGGGCCGAGACUACCACAUGGGGACAGGAAAAGAGUCCCGCGCUCAGACACUGCAGAACGCGAGGCGUCAUAUCAACCAGCUGGGCCACCAGCUGCAGAUGAACCAGCACUGUCUGGACACGGCGUUCAACUUCUACAAGAUGGCGCUGUGCAAGCACCUGACCCGCGGGAGGAAGAGCGGCCACGUCAUCGCCGCCUGCCUCUACCUCGUCUGCCGCACCGAGGGCACCCCACAUAUGCUGCUGGACCUGAGUGACAUUCUGCAGGUGAAUGUGUAUGUGUUGGGCAGGACCUUCCUGGUGUUGGCCCGAGAGCUGUGCAUCAAUGCUCCUGCUAUAGACCCAUGCCUGUACAUUCCUCGGUUUGCGCAGCUGUUGGAGUUCGGCGAGAAGAACCAUGAUGUUUCCAUGACGGCGCUGCGUCUCCUGCAGCAGAUGAAGCGUGAUUGGAUGCACACAGGCCGCCGCCCCUCAGGCCUUUGUGGAGCAGCUCUGCUUGUUGCGGCCCGUAUGCAUGAUUUCCGUCGGACAGUGAAGGAGGUGAUCAACGUGGUCAAGGUGUGUGAGGCCACUCUCAGGAAGAGGUUGACUGAGUUUGGGGACACGCCCACCAGUGAGAUGACUAUUGAUGAGUUCAUGAGGGCGGACCUGGAGAAGGGGGGGGAGUGUGACCCGCCCUCCUACACCGAGGGGAAGAGGAGACAGCGCCUCCAACAGCUGGAGGAGAAACUGGCAAAGAAACUGGAUGAGAUGGAGGAUGAGGUGUUCUGUUAUCAGGAUGAGAUUGAUGGGGAAUUGGAGAGCUGCAGACCCAAACCGAGAGGGAGAUACGCCACUAGCAGCAGAGUGGACUCCUCGGUGCAGUCAGACCAAGGGGAGGAGCCUGAGGACGAGGCGGAGCUUCGUGAGGCGGCCCGUUGCCUGGCGAUGCGUCAGCUGACGCGGGAGUCUGGCGAUGAGGAUGAGGAAGAUGAUGAGGAGGAGGAGCGGGCGGCGCCUCUCAGACGGCCCUCUGUCGCCGCCCUGCUGGGCCCUCUGCCCACUGCAGCCAGCCUCGGCCUCCAGGACUCCAUCAGCAAGUGCCUCGGGGACGAGAAGGAGAACCAGGAGGAUGCUUCAUCAGAAAGUGGAGAACUGGACCUAAGUGGUAUUGAUGAUGAGGAAAUUGAGCGGUACCUCCUAAAUGAGAAGGAGGUGAAGAUCAAGACGGCCAUGUGGCUGCAGCAGAAUGCUGACUAUCUGAAGGAGCAGAGAGAGAAAGAGGAGAGAAUAGCAAAAGAGAAAGAGCUGGGCAUCUACAAGGAAAAGAAGAAGACUCGUAAGGCUCCACGGCGGCAUGCUCCAAUCCAGGCGAGUUCUGCGGACGAGGCUAUCGAGAAGAUGCUGGAGCAGAAGAAGCUCUCGCUCAAGAUCAACUACGACGUUCUGAAGGACCUCAACGUGAAGGGCCCCAAGAGCCCCGCACACACACCCGCACACACACCCACGCGCAGACCCACACACACACCCGCCCCCUCCCCCUCCCCCGCCCCGACAGCACGUGGACGCAGGCUUGGACUCACCCCCUCACUGGGCAGCCAGAUCAGCAGCCUGGGGAAGAGGUUACGACCUCUGGUGUCUGCUCUACCUGCGAAGAAGCUGGCCCUUGAUGAGCUGGUACCUGGCGGUGCACUACCGGCGCCCCCUGUGGCUGUUGCGGGCGCUGCGGUCAGCCAGUCUGGUGUGGUGGUGGAGAGCGGACCAGUGGCCUACGAGGACGCGGCCGAGGAAGAGGAAGAGGAGGAAGAGGAGCCCUGCGUCAGCGCCAUGCAGCUACUGGGCGGCAGCGAAUAUGGCUGUGAUGACGAUGAUGAAGGCUAUUAAUAGCGAAGUGUGUUUUGUGUGUG